AUGUUAGUGGUCAACAAAAUUACUGAUGUUACCCCCAACAAGGUAAUUAAUGUAAAUAUGGAGGUAUUAGGGCUUCCAUCCCUGGCUGAUCCUAGUUUUAAUAUCCCAGGAAAGAUAGACUUACUUUUAGGAGCUGAAGUAUUUUAUGAAUUGUUGAGACCUGGACAAUUCCGUGAUUUGAAUUCAUCAUUGUUGUUGCAGAAUACAGUUUUUGGUUACGUUGCCAGUGGUAGUGUAGAUGAGGUGAAAGAGAACAAAGUUCAUUGUGAAUUGAUUUUAGAUGUUGAUUUGAAUCGUGCUAUGAGAAAAUUCUGGGAAAUUGAAAAUGUAGAUAAUGAGGUCACUAAGAGUCAAGAGGCCUUGUUGUGUGAGAAGCAUUUUGUGAAAACCCAUAGGAGGAAUGAGGAGGGCCGGUAUGUACUUACAAUGCCUUUGAAAGAGGAUCCCUCUUGCUUGGGACAUUCAAAGGACAUUGCGGUAAAAAGACUUAAUUCGUUGUGGAAUCGUCUGUCGAAUGAUUCAGAUUACUUGUCGUUAUAUUUAGAUUUUAUGAGAGAUUCUCCAUGUGACCUAACUCGUCGUAAAGUUGAUGAGACAACUGAACCAUCUUCCUCUUAUUAUAUACCACACCAUGGAAUCUUUCGUCCAGAAAAGUCGACCACUAAACUUCGUGUAGUUUUUAAUGCAUCAUCUCCUACAACCAACGGUAUUAGCUUAAAUGACAUUCUGAUGAAAGGAGAAGUUAUUGAGGACGACAUCACGACCAUUACUGGUUUUCGGCGACACAAAUUUGCCUUUACCGCCGAUAUAUAA
Molecule: messenger RNA, 813 nt
Organism: Argiope bruennichi
Lineage: Eukaryota; Metazoa; Arthropoda; Arachnida; Araneae; Araneidae
Exons: 1
Coding region: 1-813 (270 amino acids)
Source: RefSeq, a predicted model, not a curated record